Messenger RNA from Aspergillus mulundensis, 2208 nucleotides. Its product is annotated as retropepsin-like aspartic protease. The coding region runs from base 1 to 2208 and encodes 735 amino acids. Lineage: Eukaryota; Fungi; Ascomycota; Eurotiomycetes; Eurotiales; Aspergillaceae. The transcript has 4 exons. The record is from RefSeq and is a predicted model, not a curated record.
AUGCCACCUACCUUGGGAAAAAUUGAAAGUACUUUGGCAGAUGCUGGCAUCCCGUUCGGAUUGCCUAUUGACACCUGGAUCGCAUCGGGCCCACAAACCACAAACCAGGACUUCCUAGGCCCCGAUGCUGGCCCCGUCGAGGUUCUAUACCGCAGGCUCUCGCUAUAUGUCAGCGAGCUAUGGAUAUCGGUAUUUCGAAAUCAUUUGCAUGGGCCAGCCCUGAAUGCAACGAGAGAUGCCGUAGUAAGGCUUUGUUUGUGGAAAGAAAACUUCGUUCCUGGAAGGCUAGACGAGAUACUGCAGUACACAAGCUACCUGAGAGAAAACGUGUUGGACACUCUAAGGAGUAUUUGCGGUGCCAUCAUCCAAAUUGCUCGCGGAAUCCCAGCCAUCGAAACGCAAGCGGUCAGCAGUCUCAGAGAUCUUCAAUUCAUCCAUGGCCAGGCCAUAGAGGAGCUCAUGAAUAUGGACGGCUCUGGUUCUUCGUCAGAUGGGAGUUCGCUAUCUGAGGAAGCUUCAUUUUCAGAAUCCGACAUAAACCUAUACGAGAGAUUGGAAACGUAUAUCAACUGCCUAAUGGAUCUAGCCAUAGCAGUUGAGCAUCAGACCAACAAUAUACGUGAGCUUUUGGAUGAAAGUGCUGUUCCGGAGCGCAUUGAGCUUUCAGUGUCCGAGGAAGCCCGUCCCUUCGCCAGGAUCAUACUGGAUAGGUUCAAAGACGCAAACCUCGAAUUGGUGGAGCGACUAUCACAAGCUAAUUGGGAUAGAUCAGUCCGUCUGAUUCAAUUGGCGGAAGAUGCAGUGUUGAGUGAAGAGAAUCAGACCCUGUCCGCCUUUUCGCAUGAUACUCGUACACGCUUUGUGCCAAUCUCGGUCUUCCACGAUUCCGGUCUUGGAUCUUCCUCGGUUGCCAGCCAUUCUUCGUUUGCCUCACGCGUUGGAGAAGACUCUCUGGGGCGACCCCGUGUUCCGCCCCUUCCGGCAGAGGGUGAACAGGGCCGUUACUUUCAAUGUUGCUUUUGCAAAAAGACAAUAUCCAUGCAGAGCCGUGUACAAUGGAAGAUGCACGUAUUUUCCGACCUGCAGUCAUACAUAUGCACUCACUCGGUUUGUAAACACGCUCUCAAAAUGUUUCCAACACGAAGCCUCUGGGCGAAGCAUGAGAUUGACGAACACUUCUCGCAGCUGCAAUGGCGCUGCUUCUCCUGUGAUAUAGCCUUUGGCCGAGACGAAUUCAUGCACCAUUUUCUUCAGGUGCAUAACGAGACCGGUCGAAGCGACGAGGAACGGGACAAAAUAGCUCAGCAGGCCGCGGAGAAGGUGCCCGUGGCAAACUUCGCAGGUCACGCAUGCCCACUAUGCUUGAGGACCGACUGGGCCUCACCGAAAGCUUAUACUACUCGUCUCGGCGAGCAUUUGGAGGAGAUAUCCCUUGCUUGUCUUCCUCUGGUCAAUAGCACUGAGCCCGGCUCACUAACAGAUAUAUCGGAACAUACAGAGGGAAAUCUUUCGCCGUCCACCCCAGACGAAUCACCCGAGACGGCUGAAGAGAACUUGCAACCGAGUGUGGAGCAUAGUUCGCCGAGCAACCCGACAUCGAAGCCGAAAAACCCCCCUCUCGCCCAAAGGCUGAGAUCUCGCCUCCGGAAGUUGUCUGGAUUUGCUAAGCGCCCAACAAGCCCGACAAAUACGCCGACCGAAAAUAGCAAACACGCCAGCCUUGCAGAGACUACUUCUACCUCUGUUGCCAAGACUGGAGAUCCAAACAAGUUACCUCAGAGCACCCCAUUAUUCGCUUCCUCUGGCUUAGAGGUGGUGGUUAAGUCUCGCGAAGGCAACUGCAAGGCUAACAUGUGUUUCAGCUUUGACAGUCAACUCCUACACAUCAAUCUGAUGAGUGUCGAUGGGUGGAAGAAACUUCGUACCAAUUUUGGAUACUCAUUAGAAGCCCUUGAUGAUGUGUCGUCCGUUAGAGGCAUUGGUGGUGCCCAAACCCCAAUAAUGGGCGUCGUGAAAGACGUACAAUGGCACCUUGAAGAUGGAUACAGGACAUAUUCUUCAGAUUUCCACAUUGUUGAUAUGCAUUUUGAUGUCCUGUUGGGUAUGGAUACUAUCAAGAAGUGUCAACUACUUCGGUUGAGAGAGGACCUGGACGGCUACUUACAAAAGAAACAACGAGAGACUACGGAUAUCAAUUCCCGUUCCUGA